This is a messenger RNA of Erigeron canadensis, 1329 nucleotides long. RefSeq names its product bromodomain-containing protein 4-like. NCBI's taxonomy places the organism in Eukaryota, Viridiplantae, Streptophyta, Magnoliopsida, Asterales, Asteraceae. The transcript has 7 exons. Bases 173 to 1093 code for a protein of 306 amino acids. Gene Ontology annotation, cellular component: transcription repressor complex. The record is from RefSeq and is a predicted model, not a curated record.
GCCAUUAACAAACCCCUCUAUUUUUCAAACCCAAGAAGCCGCUAAACACUCAUCAAACCCUCCAUUAAUCAUCUUCUCUAAAACCCUGAAAAUCAAAUCAUCAAAAUUUUAAAUCUUUUUUCAAAUCAAACUCCCCAAGAUUUCAAAUCUUGAAAAAAUCCCAACUUCAACAAUGUCAUCAUCUUCAUCCCCUUCCCAACCUCCACAAACCACCGCUGCAACCACCACCACCACCGCCGGCGGCCCAACCACCACCGUCGAUUACUUCAAAUCAGCCACUAGACAAGUACCCAUAAAACAACCUUUAAACCCAUCAAUUUAUCAAUCUUUGUAUAGCCACCCAACUCAACCACCAUUCCCACCACCACCACCACCGCCGCCACAACAACAACAAAACCGCCCACCCCCAAAUUCAAGAAUUCUUUAUCCUGUUGCUUCUUCCGGUAGAGGGUUGGUACCGAAUUCGGAAGGGUACCCGCCUCGCCCUGCUUCCGGUUACCCUCAUUCGUAUCCGGCUCAACGGCCUUAUAUUGGGGAAUAUUCGACUCAUAGUUUGCAUCAUUUGGUUAACCCUCAUUUGCAACAGACUUUUGGUUUGGUGCCUCCUAUGGGUGCUGGUCUUUCGGUUUCCGCAGCCCCAAAGGUUGCUGUUCAAGCAUCAACUGCUGAUGAUAAUAGGCCAAAAAAUAAAAGGGACAAGCAUGGAGAUGAAACUUUCGUCAUGGUCAGAGAUAGAAAGGUUCAAGUUUCUGAGGGCACCUCCCUUUAUGCUCUAUGCCGCUCAUGGUUAAAGAAUGGUUAUACUUCGGAAAAUCAGCCACAAUAUGCGGACUCCAUGAAGUCUCUUCCAAAGCCAUUGCCUGCAUCCAUGGUAGAAGCAAAAAAGGAAGACGAUACUGAAAUAGAGGAGAAAAUCGAAGAUGUCGAACAUUUAUCUGCUGAGGAGCUGUUGCAGCAGCAUGUUAAGAAUGCAAAGAAGGUUCGAACAAGGUUAAGAAAUCAAAGGCUACAAAGAAUUGAAAGGUACAAAGACCGUCUCGCCCUUCUCUUGCCCCCAGUUGUUGACCAACCUAAAAUCGAUCCUACUUCCUGAAGUGGAGUAGUUACCACAUUUCUGUGGCUUUAUAUGAGAAUUAGCUUUUACAAUGCUUGCUAGAUGUUUACUUUGAUAUAUCACACCAUCCUGGGUUUUUGUGUAUUUUUUUGUUGUCUUUAGUUUUGUAGCCUAUGGUUCCAUUAAAAGGAAAAUGCUCAAAAAAUGGCUGUACAUGCUAUGGUUCAAUAGUGGAUGGUUCUAAUUGCUAUUUCUAAGAUAUAUAUUGUAGAAAA